AAUGAGAAUGGUUUCGAGAACGCGGAUUAGUGCAUUUUAAAGAACAAUCAACUGACUUGGUUUUCUGAAUUGUUUACUGUAUCUCUUGGAGACAAUAGUUUACACGGUUUUCAGUUACAUCAAGGCAAUUCCGUUAGUACGAUGUAGAAUCCGCGCGUAACCACAUCCACGACGACGUAGUUUAGAGAUGAUAACAUAUCCCUCUUUAUAUCCAAGACCGAUAUCCAACUAUCGGUUUAUUAAUAAUAUAUGGGGAACGGCGUCUGAUAGCGACCUACCAAGGAGAUCUCGCCUUACCGAACCCAGGACUGUUCGUCCAUUACCGGUAGUUGAAGCCUGGGGUCGACGAAGAGGAAUAAGAGCACUUUUUUAUCACCCAUCUGAUCACUCUCUGCCAAGAGACAGGAGAACAGAUCCCCUGGGGCAGAACACACAGCAGUCGUCUUACCAAAGAGCUCAUCACCUUCAGAAUUUCCAUAACAGUGGAUAUGAAACCAGUACAACAKCAACRAACUAUGAUCCAUUUAGCCAGGACCAUCACAAAAGGCAGCAUUUUGUUAGAGGCGUGAUUCCAGGUGGCUCUAGGAACAACAAGAUGAUUUAUGGUACAGAUGAGCUUUUAAGACAGUCAGAGGAAAAGAAAAGGGUUCAAGCCAAAACUGACAAACCAGAUGGAUUUUUGUAUGGAACUGAAGCUGCAACAAAUGUUGGAAGRCAGAAGGCAGGAACAAAACCRAACAAUGCUUUGUGGAUUGAAGCAAGAGUGAAUGACGAUUACCAUGUGACACGCCAUCAGAAACUGGCAAAGGAUCAAGAUGAAUUCCUAUAUCUGCAUAAACGUGAGAAGGAAAAACAAAUGCUAGAACGACAACAAGAAAAGAAGAAGGAUUUGGAUAUGCUACAAUCAUAUUAUCCAUUUCAGAAGCCUGGUCAUGGAGCUCCACUUGCAGGGCCUGAUCCAAAUAAGCGUGAAGCACGGCGCACUAAAAACAUUCAAGGGUUACAAGAAGAGGUCAGUACAAUAGUAUGCUGUUAUCUUACAGAAGAUUUUGUAUGACUGUGCAAAGGCAUGGAUAACACACAACAUGGUC
Messenger RNA from Exaiptasia diaphana, 1091 nucleotides. RefSeq lists its product as uncharacterized. Bases 188 to 1057 code for a protein of 289 amino acids. Lineage: Eukaryota; Metazoa; Cnidaria; Anthozoa; Actiniaria; Aiptasiidae. The transcript has 8 exons. The record is from RefSeq and is a predicted model, not a curated record.